AAGCGAUUAUGUUACCAAUACGAAUCGAACCGUGCCAAUGGCCUAUUCCGUAAUAAUUAAUUAAUCCAACCAAAAACAAAAAACAAAGCAGAGAGUCUCAUCGAGAGAGACCAUCGCAGCAAUGAAGGAAGACAUGGAGAAGAUGGUGGCGGUAGGGCUCGUAUGGGGAGCCACUAAUACUCUGAUCCGCCGCGGAGCUCUCGCCUGGGAUAAGAGAAAGUCUUCUUCGACAACAGAGUCUUCUUCUUCUUCUUCUACUCUUCAGAUCCGCCGCAAAAUCAUGAUCGCUGUCCGCGACUGGAUCAAUCUCCUCCUCUUCUGGCAAUACUCAGUUCCUUUCCUCGUCAACCUCUCCGCCUCCGCUACGUUCUUCGCCCUACUCAGCCACGCUCCUAUCUCUCUAGCUGUUCCGGUCACCAACGCCACGACCUUCGCCGCAACCGCCGCUUUUGGGAUUCUUUUAGGGGAAGAAACUCAAAUCGGACCUGCUUUGUUAGGUACCAGCUUCAUUGUUUUUGGAAUUUGGCUAUGUCUUGUCUGAAUUUUGUGAUUUUUUUUUGUAAAACCGUGACUCUUGUUUCCGCUACAUAUCUAUUUUUUGUUUGCCUGAGGAAUUGGUUCAUU
Molecule: messenger RNA, 624 nt
Organism: Camelina sativa (false flax)
Lineage: Eukaryota; Viridiplantae; Streptophyta; Magnoliopsida; Brassicales; Brassicaceae
Source: RefSeq, a predicted model, not a curated record